Molecule: messenger RNA, 588 nt
Organism: Cooperia oncophora
Lineage: Eukaryota; Metazoa; Nematoda; Chromadorea; Rhabditida; Trichostrongylidae
Source: the annotation of a GenBank genome assembly
AUGGCUCCCAUCGUCAAAGACGUCCACGAUGAUCAAGCUUAUUUUGUCAAAGGUCUGAUCGAUGAAGAGCUUACCAUGGAGGAUGGUUUCGAAUCAUACUUGUUCAGCGUGGGCGAAUACAACAAUGCAGUGGGUACUCCAUUCAAAUUACCCCAUGAUCCUGAUACUGUCUGUGUUCUGAUAAUAAGUACGCCGAACAUGUUCGAUGUUUCGUUCAAAAGAUGGAUUCAGACGAAAUUCAAAGAGUUGGGAUCACUCGAAGCAGUCUCGGAGGCGGUCAGCUCUCCCAUCCAGGAGUUCCUCCAAUCGCGUCUUGAACCUGUUUGUGAGAAAUUUGACUCAAUGAAUAUGGACUACGAGCUUUUGCAUGAUCAUUCACUUUGGCCAAGUCGUAAACCGAAGAUACUAAUGCAAACCUGCGGACACGUAGCCGUUGUGAUUAAGAUGAAAUUCGUACACACUUCAACGUUCCAAUCUUUCAGAGACUUUGGAGGGCCACGUAAACGCUAUUCAGUCACGCAAAUGGAGUUUUUCGGUAGACCACCUGCUGAGAGGUGGUCUGUGUUGAAGGAGUGGUGCGAAGAAUAA